AAGCCGAAAAAUUGAAAAUGAGGACUGUUCCUAAAGCUAGCCUCUCUCACCCAGUCAUCCGUCUCCGUCUCCGUCCCCGUCCCCGAAGAGCCGACCGUCACAGAAUCGCCGCCGUUGCUCAUCUCGGCCCCCGCGUCUUUCCUGCGAGAAGGAAGCCCUGCUGCCUUAAUCUUGCCGCAUCCCCGUACCUCCGAAUCUGAUGUUUAUCAUCUGUUCGCGGCUGUUGGGAUAGCUGUGGGGAUUUUCGGAUUCCAGUUGGUGUAAAAUAUCUGUAUCUAUUCUAAGUCAGAUUGCGGAGAAGUGCAACACCCCAAGCCCUAGACAAUGAGCAAGAGGUCAUAGAACUGUAGAAGUGGAGCAAGAGGCAUUUGAGAUGAUGAAGCUCUUUGAUUCUCACUGCCAUCUCCAAGAUCCAAGAAUUUUUAGUCAGGCUCCCCAGCUAAUUGCCAAAGCCCUCGAUUCUGGUGUGCUUCGUUUUGCUGUUAAUGGAGUUUCUGAGAAUGAUUGGCACUUGGUGAAGCAAAUGAGUGAUGGCUAUCCUUGUGUCAUUCCAUGCUUUGGUCUCCAUCCCUGGUAUGUUGGGGAGCGAACUCCCUGCUGGUUCGACACCCUGAAAGAUUUCUUUCAAGCUAAUCCUUCUGCUGCAGUUGGAGAGAUUGGUUUGGACAAAGGAUCACAUGGGAGGAACAUUGAUUUCAUGGAUCAGGUUGAAGUUUUUCAGAGACAACUUGAACUAGCGAAAGAGUUGCAAAGACCUGUCUCCAUUCACUGUGUUCGUGCCUUUGGUGAUCUUCUUCAGAUUAUGCAACGCAUGGGACCUUUCCCUGCUGGUGUGAUCCUCCAUUCUUUCCUAGGAUCUGCUGAGAUGGUCCCUGAAUUUGCUAAGCUUGGUGCUUACUUUUCUUUCUCUGGUUUCCUUAUGUCCAUGAAUGUACAGAAGGCAAAGAAAAUGUUAAAGAUGGUACCUAUGGAUAGGAUUUUAUUGGAGUCUGAUGCACCUGAUGCACUGCCAAAAUCAACUCUGCCUUUGAAUGAAAGAGAUGUGUCUGCUUGUGAAGAGGUUCAUAAACAAGAAGCGAAUACAUCUUCAAAUGCUGCUGCUGCGAGGGAGACAUCAACACUACCAAAAGAAACACUUAAUCAUCCAGCUAACAUUCAUAAGGUACUCUUUUAUGUUGCAUCUUUGCUCGAGAUGACAAAGGAAGAGAUUGCCGAAAUAAGCUACAGAAAUGCCAUGCAUUUGUUCUCAUACGAGGGUUCAAAAGUAGUACUAGAAGAUUAGUUGACAUUUGGGAUUCUUCCUGUAUAAAUAGUGAGCUUGUAAAAUUUUAUUCGUCUCAAGUGAAAUUACGAUUCAAAAUCUUAUGCAGAUAUCACAUAAUACUAUAGUGGAAACAAGCCCAAAAAAUACAAAUGUUGGCAUGGAAUGAUUUGAGAUUGGUCAUGGUACUGAACUGGCUAAUCAAGUAUCAGGAGGAUGGAACUAUGGAGUUCUCCAUGAUAUACAUGUUCUUAUAUUACGAGAGACGUAAAUUAUUUCUCAAGUUCUAUC
Molecule: messenger RNA, 1552 nt
Organism: Malania oleifera
Lineage: Eukaryota; Viridiplantae; Streptophyta; Magnoliopsida; Santalales; Ximeniaceae
Exons: 10
Coding region: 374-1282 (302 amino acids)
Molecular function (GO): hydrolase activity, acting on ester bonds
Source: RefSeq, a predicted model, not a curated record